AUGCCUUCGGCCACACCCGUGAUCCCAUCCCAACAAACCGCUAUCGUCGCUGAGGGCGUCGGCCAACUGAGCAUCCAUCACAACGCUCCAGUGCCCGCCCUCCACCCCGAUGUAGCUCUCGUCAAAACCGCCGCCGUGGCCAUCAACCCAAUCGAUGCGAAGAUGCUCGACUACAGCCCGGUCCCCGGGGCCAUCCACGGGUAUGACUUCGCGGGCACCAUCGUCGCCCUGGGGAGCGACACUCCGCCGCAUCUGAAAGUCGGCGAUCGAGUCGCAGGCUUCGUACAUGGCAUGAACCCCCUCCUGCCAGAUGUGGGCGCAUUCGCCGAAUACGUUGCCGCCUCGGCCGACCUGGUCCUCAAGAUCCCGGACGCGAUGAGCUUUGAGGAAGGCGCCUCGCUGGGGUUGGGGCUGUUCACCGCGGGACUGGCUCUCUUCCAGCAUCUCCAGAUCCCCGCCUCUCUCACCGGGGGGCCCAACCCGGCGCCUGAGGGUGGCCCAUCUGGAACGCCGGACGUGGUCCUCGUGGCGGGUGGGAGUACCGCCACGGGGACCCGAGCACUGCAGCUGCUGAAACUGUACGCUUACCCUCAUCCUCACUUCCUCCGUCAUCAUCCAAUCGUGUACGGUACAAAGCAUGAUACUAACCCCCGUGAACAUGAAAAUAGAGCCGGCCUCCGCCCGAUAGCCACCUGCUCCCCCGCGCACUUCGACCUGGCCCGCCGCUUCGGCGCUGAAGCCGUCUUCGACUACCACGACCCCGACUGCGCCGCCGCCAUCCGCGCCUACACGAAGAACAGCCUCGCCUACGCUCUCGACUGCCUCGCGCUGGCCGAGACCACCGAGCUCUGCUACGGCGCUCUGGGCCGCGCGGGCGGGCGCUACGUCACCCUCGAGCCCUUCCGGGAGGCGAUCGCCGCCCAGCGCUCGCACACCGUCACCCCGUCCUGGCUGCUGGCGCUGACGAUCUUCGGGCGUAAGGUUGCGUUGGAUGGGGCCUAUGGGCGGGAGGCGAACCCGGAGGACCGCAAGUUCGGGGCGCGGUUGACGGAGGAGGUGCAGGGGUUGUUGGAUGAGGGGAAGCUGGAUGUGCAUCCGGUUCGGGUGAUGGGUGGCGGGUGGAAGGGGGUGUUGGAGGGCGUGGAUCUGAUGAGGCGGCAGACGGUUUCGGGGUACAAGUUGGUUUAUGGGGUUUAG
Molecule: messenger RNA, 1197 nt
Organism: Aspergillus clavatus NRRL 1
Lineage: Eukaryota; Fungi; Ascomycota; Eurotiomycetes; Eurotiales; Aspergillaceae
Product: zinc-binding alcohol dehydrogenase family protein
Exons: 1
Coding region: 1-1197 (398 amino acids)
Molecular function (GO): oxidoreductase activity, acting on NAD(P)H
Source: RefSeq, a predicted model, not a curated record